UCUUUCAACAUGAGAGCCUCUUUUCUGAUCAGCCGUAGAAAGCCGUGGAGGGGGCAGCUGCUUCUCAUGGCCAGGAGCAAGGCACUCCCCCUGCUGCUGAAGCUCUACAGAAGGACCCCCAUCUUCAGACCGCGACACUUGCAAAGAAGGAUUCCGAUCUGCAGCCGGGGCCCUGACGGCGUUGGUAGGACCAAUCCCCCCACCGACGACAUCGCCCUUUCUUGUCGCAUAUCCAAAAGUAUUUCGCUCGGAGGGCUUGUGCAGUUGGAUGUGUCAGGGGAGGACGAAGAGGAGUUCGUGGAGGAUGAGGACAUCCUGCAAGACCUGCAGGACCUGCGCCGGCAGGGCAACUUAGAGCUGGCUCUAAUGGCCGGCGAGCAACUGGAGAUGGAUUCCGAGGAAGACGGGGAGCUCGACGACUACGACGACUACUGGGACAGGGAAGGCUACAUGCAGUACGUGGCGUUCGCGGAGUGCGGGGGGAGGACGAUCGACUGCAGGAGUGGGUCGAGAGGGAUCUCGGGACUGAAGACACCCAUGGCACUAUGAAGGCCCUGCGGCUGGAUUCCGAUGGCCUAGGCUCUUCCACAAAGCGAGGCAACGUCGCCGUCUAAGCCAUAAAGCCGUGAAGCCGUGAAGCGCGGCAACGCCGCACGGCCAACAAUAGACACUCUCGUUUGGCGCCAACAUGAACGACAACAAUGUAAAACACUAGAGCACUCUGCUGAGAGGGCACGUCAAGUGCAGAGAGAGUCCGAACCCGGAGCGGAGAAGGGAGGAGGGGCGGCGGAGAGUGUGCACAAAAACAUUUGCCGGCUGCUUAGUUUUUUUGCCGGUGCAAAAAGUCGACAGCGAGUGAACGCCGAAAGCUCACACUCUCCCUGCGAUUUAGUUUCGCAUUCUCAUUCGCAUUCAGAUUCAGAUUCCGAUUUCGACCCUUUCACCCUCCCCCUAGCACUCCGGUACCCCACCAGCGUCAUCACCAUCGAUAAGUCACACACGGCGUAUACAUAAUCCAAAUAAACAGCGAACUUCAAAUA
Molecule: messenger RNA, 1040 nt
Organism: Drosophila ficusphila
Lineage: Eukaryota; Metazoa; Arthropoda; Insecta; Diptera; Drosophilidae
Exons: 1
Coding region: 10-549 (179 amino acids)
Source: RefSeq, a predicted model, not a curated record